AGAAAAAGAAGGGGAAAAGAAACGAGAAAAGGGUGUGGAGUUUCUCUCCAUUUUUGCCUUGGCCCUCCACGCGCUCUCCUUCUGAUCCCUCUUCGUCCUCCAUCGCUUCUCUUCUUCUCCUUACUUUGUCGAGAGGCAACGAUCCGGUUAGAGGUCGAUCGACUGCUCAAUUGGGGUCUUUACCGUUGCAUUGUAGGCUCUGGCGGUGGAUGGAGGGUCAGAGCGUCGCGAUGGAUCGGGAUCAGCAAUGGCUGCUCAACUGCCUCACGGCGACGCUCGACCCCAAUCAGGACGUCCGAUCCUUCGCGGAGGCUUCCUUAAGGGAAGCCUCGUCUCAGCCCGGUUUUGGGGUUGCAUUAUCUAAAGUCACAAUCAACAAAGAACUUCCUUUUGGACUGCGGCAGUUAGCUGCAGUCCUGCUGAAGCAGUUUGUCAAACAGCACUGGCAGGAAGAUGACCCAAAUUACACGCACCCUCUGGUUCCACCUAUGGAAAAGGUUACUAUAAGAAAUCUCCUGCUUCUGGCAUUGGAUGAUUCUCAUGGCAAAAUCUGCACUGCUGCUAGCAUGGCAGUGGCGUCCAUUGCACAUUAUGACUGGCCAGAGGAAUGGCCUGAGUUGAUGCCAUUUCUUUUAAAGCUGAUUACUGACCGGAGCAAUAUCCAUGCGGUGCAUGGAGGAUUGAGAUGUCUGGCUCUUCUAUCUGGUGACUUGGAUGAUUCCUCAGUUCCAAGACUGGUGCAACUUUUGUUUCCUCAUUUACAUACCAUUGUUUCAUCUCAUCAGAUCUAUAACAAGCAUAUGAGAACUAAAGCUCUUUCAAUAGUUCAUUCUUGCAUUUCUACAUUGGGGUCGAUGACUGGUGUUUACAAGUCAGAAACCAGAGAGCUGAUGGUUCCAAUGUUUAAGGCAUGGAUGGAACAGUUUUCAUCUAUUAUGCAAGCUCCUGUGCAGUCUGAGGAUCCAGAUGAUUGGGGUAUUAGGAUGGAGGUGUUGAAGUGCUUGAUUCAGUUAAUUCAAAGUUUCCGCAGCCUUGGAGAAGCAGAAUUUGUUGCUGUCCUGGCUUCUACAUGGCAAACUUUUGUGUCAUGUUUGCGAGUAUAUGAAUUAUCAUCAAUACAAGGUACAGAAGAUCCUUAUUCUGGCAGAGUUGAUUCAGAUGGUGCAGAUACAAGUCUUGAUGCCUUUGUUAUUCAGUUGUUUGAGUUCUUUCUCACUGUUGUUGGUGAUAGGAAGCUGAGUAAGGUUGUUCAGGGAAAUAUUAAGGAGCUGCUGUAUUAUGCUGUUGCUUUUCUGCAAAUGACUGAAGAGCAGGUUCAGACAUGGGUGGCUGAUGCUAAUCAGUAUGUUGCUGAUGAGGAUGACAUGGCUUAUAGUUGUCGAAUUUCUGGUUUGUUGUUGUUAGAAGAGAUUGUUAAGGCUUAUGAUGAUGGAAUUGAGGCUGUUCUAGAAGCUGCUCAAAAUCGAUUCAGUGAAUCUCUUCAAGCAAAAGCUUCUGGUUCCAGUCGUUGGUGGAAACUGGCGGAGGCAGCAAUUUUCUCCUUGGGAGCACUGGCAGAAGUGGUGGCUGAACCUGAGGAUGAUGAAUCAGUGAAACUGAGAAUAGGAAGGUGCAUUGAACCAAUGCUUACCAAAGAUAUGGGGAUAGUGGUUCAAGAAUUUCCUUUUCUCCAUGCGAGGAUAUUUUCAACAAUUGCUAAGUUUUCCUCUGUGGUUGGACAAACAACUCUCAAGCAUUUUCUUUUUGCAGCUAUGCAGGCAAUUGCUUCUGAAGUUCCACCACCAGUAAAAGUAGGUGCCUGCCGAGCGUUAUCUCAACUUUUGCAGGAUUCGAACUAUGACACCAUGCAGCCCCAUAUUAUAGGUCUAUUUUCAGCCAUAGUUGAGCUUCUUAAGCAGGCUUCCGAUGAAACAAUGCAUUUAGUUCUUGAGACACUGCAAGCUGCGGUAAAGGCAGGAAAUGGUGCAAUAGUUUCUGUAGAACCAGUUAUUUCUCCUUUGGUUCUCAACUUGUGGGCACAGCAUGUUUCGGAUCCAUUGAUCAGUAUUGAUGCUGUUGAAGUGUUGGAGGCAAUCAAGGAUAUGCCUGGAUGCUUGCGGCCUCUUGUUUCUCGUGUCCUGCCUUCAAUUGGCCCCAUUUUGCAAAAUCCACAUCAACAGCCCGAAGGUUUAGUUGCCGGUUCCUUGGAUCUCUUGACAAUGUUAAUAAAGAAAGCACCUUCUGAUGUUGUCAAGCAGGCUUAUGAUGCUUGCUUUGACCUUGUUGUCCAGAUUACUUUACAAAGUGAGGAUCAUGGUGAGAUUCAGAAUGCAACGGAAUGUCUGUCUGCAUUUGUUUUAGGAGGCAAGCAAGACAUGCUUUCUUGGGGCCAUGAACCAGGUUUCACAAUCAGGAGUCUUCUUGAUUCUGCCUCAAGGCUACUUAAUCCAGAUUUGGACAGCUCUGCAUCACUGUUUGUUGGUGGCUACGUAUUGCAACUUAUUUUACACCUACCUUCAGAAAUGCAACAGCAUUUACAGAACCUCGUUGCUGCUCUUGUUAAGCGGAUGGAAUCUUCUCAAAUAUCUGGACUGAAAAAUUCUAUUCUGCUUGUGCUUGCAAGGCUGGUCCAUCUAUGUGCACCACACGUGGGACUGUUCAUUAAUUUGUUGCGUGGAAUUCCAAUGAAUGGCUAUGAGAGUGCUCUCUCCUAUGUGAUGUCAGAAUGGACUAGGCAGCAAGGGGAAAUUCAGGGGAGUUAUCAGAUUAAGGUUACAACUUCUGCUUUAGCUCUAUUGCUCGCCUCUCGACAUGCUGAAUUGGAAAACAUAUUUGUUCAAGGGCAGCUCAUAAAGUCGUCCACAGGAAUUGUGACUCGCUCAAAAGCAAAGACAUCUCCUGAUCAGUGGACAACGGUCUCACUUCCUGUGAAGAUUCUCUCAAUCUUGGCAGAUAUGUUACUUGAACUUCAGGAGCAAACCCUUGAUAGAGAUGAGGAGGAUAGCGAAUGGGAAGAAGUGCAGGAUGCAGGAGACGCUGAUCGUCAGACUCUGAUAUAUUCAGCAACUUCACUAUCAAGUGUUCUACCUUCAGUAGAGCAUCUUGAGGCUAUGGAGAAAGUCUUGUUUGAGAGCGAAGAUAAUGAUUAUGAAGACUGCCUUUUAAAGGGAGACCCACUUAAUGAGAUAAAUCUUACAAACUAUAUUGUGGAAUGCAUCACAAAGUUUUCAAGCAGCUACAGGCCAGAUUUUGAUUGUUUUUGUCAGAGUUUGACAGGAGCACAAAGAAACAUCAUACAAAUUGCAAUAAAGCGAUGAGAUUCCUUUCUUGGUUGAGUUAGAGAUGUAUGCUUUCCUGAUGUCAUUCUUGUGUCAGUUCAGGUUCAUUGGCUUUUGUUUUCCAUUUUCCAUCUGUAUCAUUCUCUCAAAAAAGAUCUGCUGUCGAGUGCCACAUUCAAGUCGGCACUUGUCUGUCCUUCGGCUUUUGGGGCUGUGAUUUUGACAAUGCGCUAAAUGAAGAGCUUUUCUGUAAAUAUGCGCAUCAUUGUUUGCCUAGUAAAUCAAUGUAUUUGUUACGAGUGUAAUCUUCAGUAGACCUUGAGUUCAAACUUCAAGCGUAUAAGAUAAUGCAUUUGUCUGUUGAGGCUCGA
This is a messenger RNA of Nymphaea colorata (pocket water lily), 3628 nucleotides long. RefSeq lists its product as uncharacterized. Gene Ontology annotation, molecular function: small GTPase binding. The transcript is spliced from 33 exons. Lineage: Eukaryota; Viridiplantae; Streptophyta; Magnoliopsida; Nymphaeales; Nymphaeaceae. Bases 210 to 3296 code for a protein of 1028 amino acids. Gene Ontology annotation, cellular component: cytosol; nuclear envelope. The record is from RefSeq and is a predicted model, not a curated record. Gene Ontology annotation, biological process: protein import into nucleus.